Molecule: messenger RNA, 981 nt
Organism: Colias croceus (clouded yellow)
Lineage: Eukaryota; Metazoa; Arthropoda; Insecta; Lepidoptera; Pieridae
Gene: Thor
Product: eukaryotic translation initiation factor 4E-binding protein
Exons: 2
Coding region: 86-421 (111 amino acids)
Biological process (GO): negative regulation of translational initiation
Cellular component (GO): cytoplasm
Molecular function (GO): eukaryotic initiation factor 4E binding
Source: RefSeq, a predicted model, not a curated record
CGGCUUUACUCGGCUCAGUCUUUCAUCAGAUCAACAAGUUGUGUUUGUGUUUUGUGGUUGAAAAUUUAAUAAAAAAUAAAAUAAAAUGUCUGCAUCACCGAUUGCGAGGCAAGCUACCCAUAGCCAAAGCAUCCCGACUCGGCGGGUUCAGAUAUCAGAUCCAGCGCAAAUGCCUGAUGUGUAUUCCAGCACACCUGGAGGCACAAUUUAUUCAACGACACCUGGAGGCACAAGGAUUGUGUACGAAAGGUCAUUCAUGAUGUCCUUAAGUCAAUCACCUAUUUCAAGAACGCCACCCAAAUGCCCCUUACCAGCUUGCAUGAUGAAGAAUCCCAACUCGGGUCCUAUUCUGAACACAAAAGCACGCUCGAAUUCCAUCUCUUUCGAUGAGUCACAAGAAACAUUCUCUAUGGAUCUCUAAAUAGAAUAAGGCUAUAUAGGGUAUAAGCCAACGUCAACUCGGUUUAAAAAAAGAACUGUCAAAUGUUUUGGAGGGAACAUUUUAAAUUUUUCUGGAUUUAAAAAUACGAGCUUUGAUGCAUAAAUUUAAACAUUUUUUUUUAAUGUAAAUGGAUUAAUAGCUGUAAUUGGCCAUGAAAGACUCCGAGGUGAUGUUGUAUUUAUAGUUUUAUAUACAUAAUAUUGCUAAGUCAAAAUAAUCGCAAAACCUCUCUAGUCACAGACAAAAAGUUACUUGAAUGUGUAAAAGUGGACGAAUAGUAGAUGUUUGCGUUAUGUGAAAAUAAAUUCCUAUUUUUGGUAGCACGUGUCACGUUAAUUGUUGCUGCUAUGCUAGUAAUAGUUUCUCAAAAAAUAUGGACUUAAGUAUUUAAGUGUUUUGUCGACUGAUUAUGAAUUUUGACUUUAGCAUUUAGGUUAGGAAUUAUAGAUAGGCGUGACUGAAACGUAUUAUAAGCGUUGGAAACGCAAUCCUUUGCCAAAAAAUCAAAAUAAAAACUAAAAAAUUAAAUAUCAUAAAUA